AUGUCGGCAGACCUUAUCCCGGCCAACCCGGCAGAUUUGAUGGUCAUCCGCAACGUCACGCCCAACGUUGCCACUUUCUCAGUGCCGUUUUCGCGAUUUGGCAGAAUCAAGAUUGGUGGUCGUGGCACACUUGUCAAGCUCACCUCCGGCAACCUCGCCGUCUUCUCUCCCGUCGCUCUCACAGAAGAAACCAAGGCCAAGGUGGCCGGAUUCGGCGGAAGCGUAGGCUACAUCGUAGCCCUCGACUUUGAACACCACAUCUUCAUUUCUGAAUGGGCCAAGCAGUGGCCCAAUGCCAAAAUCAUCGGCCCCGAGGGUCUCUUCGAGAAGCGCGCCAAGCAGAUUCAGGAUCCCAAAAUCAACAAUGAUAAAUUCCAUGUCGUAUUCACAAAAGAUGGUAAGCGCGACAUGAAAAUCAGCCACGAGUUUGAUGCCGAUUUCGACUACGAGUAUGUCGACGGCCAUGCAAACAAGGAACUCGUCUUCAACUACAGGCCAGACAAGGUUCUCAUCGAGGCCGAUCUCCUCUUCAACCUGCCCGCCACCGAGCAGUACAGCAAGGUGCCCGAGUCGCAAAGACCCGGUGGCUUUCUUGACAGGCUAUUCCGAGCGUUGCAGAACACCGAGGGAGAGGCGACCUGGCCCAAGCGGUUCAAUUGGCUUCUCACCAAAGACCACACCAGCAUGAAUGAGAGUCUUGCGACGAUUGCGAAGUGGGAUUUCACUACGCUGAUUCCCUGUCACGGCGAUGUUAUUCAAGGCAAUGCAAAAGAGGUGUUCAACAAGAUGUUCGAGUGGAAUUUGCACGGGAAGGCGUAA
Metarhizium album ARSEF 1941 is the source of this 819-nucleotide messenger RNA. RefSeq lists its product as uncharacterized. Bases 1 to 819 code for a protein of 272 amino acids. NCBI's taxonomy places the organism in Eukaryota, Fungi, Ascomycota, Sordariomycetes, Hypocreales, Clavicipitaceae. The record is from RefSeq and is a predicted model, not a curated record. The transcript has 2 exons.